AAAUUAUUAGCCCUCCAUGUCUCCAUCGAAACUGAUCUAAACUUCUCCAACUUAGCACAACGAAAACGCAGCCCACCCGUUCCUUCAAAACCUAUGACAGUGGCUAUCAACGGCGAGUAACCCUGCUAAACUCUCAUCGGAAAAUCGAAAAUUUAGUUCAAUUUUUUUUUUUCAUGAUUUUCUGUGUAAGCAUCGACUGAAAAUUCAUUCACUGUAUUUAGAAUAAGCAGAAAAGAAGUGAGAAUGACUGGUGGCGGCUUAAAGGGUAUUUUGGCUGCCGCUGUUACCCAAGGGGUGGCUGAGGCAAGGGCAAGGAUAUUUGGGCAUGUGCUUAACCCUGCAGGGCACAGAUCCCCCCACAAAAUUUUGCGCAAGAAGCUCAUCGGUGAGAAGGUCGCGCAAUGGUACCCUCAUGAUAUCAAGAGGGAUGACCCACUUAUUAUGGCCCGCCAAGAGCAAGAGCGUUUAUCCAAGCUUGAAAUGUUGAAGAGACGUGGAAAAGGGCCACCCAAGAAGGGCCAAGGAAAGGGAGCCAUGAAGCGAAACAAAGGGAAAUGAUGUUUUCAUAUUCUCUUUUUCAUAUCAGUCCUUGGGUAGUUUUGGCAAUAAGUUAGUAGUAUCUGGCAUUUUCAGCAACAACUUUGGAACUGAUACGGCCGUAUGAUGUUUCUUUUCCUUUUAGUAGUUUUAUUAAAUGAAUGAGCAUCUAUUGUCGACUAUGUACUCCUAAUCUCCUGCACUAUGAACCAGUCACUCAGGCAGGCACUCAACCUCUAACUAGACCUGACAGAGUAAAUUUUAACUCAUACUUGCCUGCAUAUAAGUUUCCAUUUUUUCA
Molecule: messenger RNA, 838 nt
Organism: Hevea brasiliensis (rubber tree)
Lineage: Eukaryota; Viridiplantae; Streptophyta; Magnoliopsida; Malpighiales; Euphorbiaceae
Exons: 3
Coding region: 244-558 (104 amino acids)
Cellular component (GO): mitochondrion
Source: RefSeq, a predicted model, not a curated record